GUCGAUGACCAAUUGAAAGGCAAAAAGGAAGAGGUGAGAAGUUUACGCUAAAAACCAACAUUUUUGACUACUUUGCCCAAAUUACUUGCGCAAAGUUAUACCUGACCAAAACACCAGUGUUAUAAAAAUAAAGGAGCAAUAACUGGACCAUCGAAAUGGCGGUGAAUGUGUAUUCAACUAAUGUAACUUCGGAAAAUCUAUCGCGGCAUGAUAUGUUGGCGUGGGUGAACGAUUGUCUCCAAUCAAACUUUGGAAAAAUAGAAGAAUUGUGUACUGGAGCUGCAUAUUGCCAGUUUAUGGACAUGCUGUUCCCAGGCAGUGUACCAUUGAAGCGUAUCAAAUUUAAGACAAAUUUAGAACAUGAAUACAUACAAAACUUCAAAAUAUUACAAGCUGCAUUCAAAAAAAUGAGUGUUGAUAAGAUAGUACCCAUUGACAAAUUGGUGAAGGGUCGUUUCCAAGAUAACUUUGAGUUUUUGCAAUGGUUCAAGAAAUUCUUUGAUGCCAACUAUGGAGGCACGGAAUAUGACGCGGUGGCGCAGCGUGAGGGCCUCCCCAUGGGUCACGGAGGUGCCUCAGCCCCGAGGCAAGCGGCCCCUAAGAAAGUCGCAGCGCCAGUUGCCAAAGUAGCAGCCAGACCCCAAAGCAUUGUCAAAGCAAACAAUGCAGUGAGGUCGCCGCCCGUUAAUUUAUCGAGAUUAAAUCAAAGUGCUAAAGGAGAUUCAAAAAUCCUUGAUGAUCUCAACCAUCAAGUAAAUGAAUUGAAGGCAACAGUCGACGGCUUGGAAAAAGAAAGGGAUUUCUAUUUCGGCAAGCUCCGGGAUAUAGAGGUGAUCUGUCAAGAGAUGGAAGAACAACAGAACGCUCCCAUUGUUCAGAAGAUUCUUGAUAUUUUAUAUGCAACUGAGGACGGAUUCGCGCCUCCAGAAGAGAUAGACGGUGACAAUCCUCAUCCGCCCGAGGAAGACGAAUACUGAGCGUGCUACAUCUACGCGUAUUUAUAGUAUUCUUGUAUAUUAUCAACUAGAAAUUAUAUUGCUUAACAAUCAUCAAACAGUAAGAGUGCUUGGUAUUUCACAGCCAAUAAGUCGUCAUUAUAAUUAUACAAUACUUAUCAAAUUUGAAAGUAGCCCUUGUGGGAUGGCAGUUCUACCAAGGAGUUUUUACAAUAAAACUAUUGUUACUACUACAAAUAUAUUAGAUAUGAUCAACCUAUGUUUUGUUAUGUAAAAUUGUAUAUACACACUAAUGUGAAUUGGUGUCAUCUCUAUGUAAUUACCGUCUAGUAUUCUUGCAUAUGGCUGUGUCAUAUCUAAGUACAUUCCAAUUAUUAUCUGGAGCGUGAUUUCUUGACUGAAAUACUUCUAAAUUCUGAAUGUUCCUUCUGUGGAAUCAUGACGUCAUUGUGUUGAACUUUGCUUGAAAAACCCUAGAUACAACGCCGCCUGAUAAUUAUAAUAAUCAUGGAAGUAGAUAUUUUCUGACAACAAAUAACUCCAUAAUGAAAAUUACAUAAAAUCACUUAAACUUAAAAUUUUACUAAUUAAUAUGUGUAAACUAGCCAUAUGAUGCUUUUAAACACUGCGAUCUUGUACUUGACGCGUCAUUGUUGUAUCUAUGGUUUUUUAAUCAACCUUUGAUUAAAAUGAUAAAGAUAAAUACGGCGGUUAAUUGUGCAAUUCGAUGCUAAUGGAGUGCUUCUUGAUGUCGUCUUGAUCAUCUAUAUUAUACAUUAAUAGGCCGCUGUCGCCUGUAUAAACAUGCAUUUAAUAGUUUGUUAAAAUAUUGGGAGAGGUUUACUGUUACUUGUUUAAUUCUGUUGAAAAUGUCAAAAUUGGCCAAUAUUAUUACUAUUAUUAAUUCAAUAUUGUCAGGCUCGAGAUAUGAAAGCUAGAUCUGAAACUAUUAUGUCGGUGUGUUUGUAUUUAAAAUUAUGUAUUUAACUAUUCGGAUAUUGUUGAACCUUGGUACUCGGUGAAUGGUUCCAUGUAGUUGUGAUAUUAACAUGACCACGAUUUAGGUUAAACAAAUACAAGACUUGACAAUGUUUGCACUAUUGUAACUAACUUUAGGAGAUAUGUGACUAAUAAAACAGAUUAAUUUUAAUAUUUUAUUUAGUGAAACAGAUAACAGCGGAGCAAAUAACGACUUGUUGGCCGAAAGAUGUUAUUCGCUGGUUAAGAUUUAAAUAGAUCACUUGGAUAAAAGUGAAAAGGAAAAUACGGUACAUUGAAAUCAAACCAAGACAACAUUUUAAUCAUCAGUAGGACUCUUGUGAAUGCGUUUUUUUUAUAUCAAUCGAGGAAGGGAGAUGAAGCGAUGAGAUUCAACAUUAGCAUGAGCGAGUCAGUCUCGUGACGGCCGCGCUGUUUCUACACGCUUUGUCUCACUACCGCAUAAUGUACGACGUGUAUUUGUCUUUCUUUUACACAAUGGUGGCAAUUCUAUCGAAAGAAACUAGAUUAAUUUUAUUCCUAUCAAACUAUAUUUUUAAUUCUGUAAAUACCUAAAGUAACAAGUAAUAUAAUUAAUAGUGUUUUCUACUCUGUUUCAAAAAGUAGUAAGUGUUAUUUUAAUUCACGACAAAAAAGGAAAAUGUUUUACUGUAUUCAAAUAUGGAAAUUAUUGAAGUGAAACUUUUGUUAGUUGUUGCGAGUAUAUUUACAUAGUAAGCAAUUGUAAUUUUAACGGAAUUUAAGUCUCCGUGUCCCGUUUCGUAUUCGUAUUUUCCCGUUUCAUUUCUAUCUGAGAUAGAUAAUUAAUUUAUUUACUUUAGCAUUCAUAAAUUGCCUUAACAGCUGAUGUAAGCCUCGAUUUUGAGAUUGUGAAUGUCUUAUCAAAUAAAAUAAUAACUUUAU
Molecule: messenger RNA, 2858 nt
Organism: Diatraea saccharalis (sugarcane borer)
Lineage: Eukaryota; Metazoa; Arthropoda; Insecta; Lepidoptera; Crambidae
Source: the annotation of a GenBank genome assembly